AAUGGGAAAAUGAUCAUCAAUGUUUUGGUGAAUUCUCCAAAAGGGAGUGUGUUCCUUGAAUCUCAUGAUGCUAGUGACUCUUCUACUGACUCUAAUAAGAUAUGAACUUGUUUGAGAAGACUAUCUUGAAAAUAGGCAAGGAAAAUGUGGUACAAGUUGUGACUGAUAAUGUAAGUGAGAACAAAAAAGCGGGUGAAAUGUUGAAGGGAGUGUUCCCGCAUAUUUUCUGGACUCCUUGUGCUGCUCACUGUAUCAACUUGAUGUUUGGUGACAUUUUCAAAGAGGCCCCGUAUUCUACAGCUGGACAUAUUUUGAACCCGGGGCUCUAUUAUAAAAAUAAUGAGAUGAAGACUUUAACUGAAGAAGUGUGGUUGGGAUAUCAUGCAUGUGUUGAGAGGAUGAUCCUAGAUAAAACUUUGCAAGACAAAAUAGGGGAUGAGCUUGGUGUGUACAUGAAAGCUCAUGGGCUACUUGGAAUUGAGUCGGCCAUUAGAGCUAGAACCUUAAGGUCACCAGGUGAGCAUUUCAACAUUUAACUGUUAGAGCUUUAACUUUUAAGUUAUUAUAUAUUAACUU
Messenger RNA from Solanum dulcamara, 576 nucleotides. RefSeq lists its product as uncharacterized. Bases 102 to 536 code for a protein of 144 amino acids. The record is from RefSeq and is a predicted model, not a curated record. The transcript is spliced from 2 exons. NCBI's taxonomy places the organism in Eukaryota, Viridiplantae, Streptophyta, Magnoliopsida, Solanales, Solanaceae.